This is a messenger RNA of Microstroma glucosiphilum, 624 nucleotides long. RefSeq lists its product as hypothetical. The record is from RefSeq and is a predicted model, not a curated record. The transcript has 3 exons. Lineage: Eukaryota; Fungi; Basidiomycota; Exobasidiomycetes; Microstromatales; Microstromataceae. The coding region runs from base 1 to 624 and encodes 207 amino acids.
AUGGCAUCAGGUACACCGCCUAAGAUCCCCAGGGCUGUCAAGCUCAUGGAGACGUACGCUAGCGGUCUGGGAGCAGUCAAGCUGGCUAGCAGCGUGCAGGCCCUGAGGCUGCAGGUCAACCGUAGACCCAAAAGGGUGGGAGAGGGGCAGUUUCUCAAGAAUGUCCUACCUCGUCUAGCCUACAACAACCCAGGCAUUCCAUUCCAUGUCACCUACCUCCAGCAAAAGCAGCAAGAGCAAGCGACCGAUGUCUCUGAGCAGGCCGAAUCCAGCGCAUCUGGUUCAGCUGAGAAGAAGCCCAAGAAGGAGCAGCAGGGGUCUGCAGUGAUUACAAUUGAAUAUGCCGGCAUUCCUGCACGUCAAAUCCACUUGGGCGACAAGCCCUCUUCGUCCAUCUCUCGAGAGCUGCUAGACCUAGCCAGGUUCACAGAUGAGGCCAUCUACAGCCAGUCGAGCAGCAGGAGGGCAGCGAGCAAAGCAACGAGCUCGGGGGCUACUCCAAGGGUGGAUGGUGGUGCAGCUGAGGAGAUCUUAGCACCGGAGGCGAGCGCUUCGAAUUUGGCUGGAAGCGCAGAGGGUCUAGCAGAUGUCGAUGGCGUAGGAGCGAUAACCUCGAAGCAGUAA